Cryptomeria japonica (Japanese cedar) is the source of this 1623-nucleotide messenger RNA. Its product is annotated as protein-tyrosine-phosphatase PTP1. Gene Ontology annotation, molecular function: protein tyrosine phosphatase activity. NCBI's taxonomy places the organism in Eukaryota, Viridiplantae, Streptophyta, Pinopsida, Cupressales, Cupressaceae. Gene Ontology annotation, biological process: protein dephosphorylation. Bases 269 to 1303 code for a protein of 344 amino acids. The transcript is spliced from 9 exons. The record is from RefSeq and is a predicted model, not a curated record.
AGAUUUUUCCUAUAGGCUAAUUACUUUAAACUUUAAGAAAAUCUUUUAACUGAAUUCUGCAGCGUUCAGCAUAUGGGCAGUUGCGUCAUGCUGAACUGAAACGCAUAAUAGCGAGGACAGAGGAGCAUUUCCCUGCACCAGAUUCGAACUCGCGCCUUGCGGAAAACAAAGUUUAGUUACCAGCGAAAGCUUUCAAGACGGGCAAAAGAAAUCUGCUACGGGGAGUUCUGUCGCGACGGGGAACGCGUUGGCUUCGUGCAGGUCGGCAAUGGCGGCCUCUCACAAGAACAUCACCAUUGCCAGCACUUCCAAAUCCAUAGACACAAAUGACGUCUUAAAGCGGGCCAGCGACAUUGCACGUCCCCUCCGCUUAAGUCUUUCCCCUUCUCAGCUCAGCUUCUGCUCCGAGGCCCUCGAGCAAUUCAAGCAGACGCUUAGCAGCCGCACCAAGGUUUUCAAAGAGUUCGAAGCCUUGCAGCUGGGUAGAUCAAGGAGGCCAGAGUUAAUGAGAAGAAGUUCAGUGGCAAAUCAACAUGGCCAUAAAAAUCGUUAUACAGAUGUCCUACCAUUUGAUGACACAAGGGUUGUGCUUAAUUGUGCGGGAAAUGACUACAUUAAUGCGAGCUACAUUGUGAAUACUUCUAGUGAGAACAUUCCAAAGUUUAUUGCAACUCAAGGUCCUUUACCGGAGACAUUGGAAGACUUUUGGGAGAUGAUAAUUCAACAUCGUUGUCCUGUAAUUGUCAUGUUGACUCAGCUGAUCGACAACUACAAGGUAUUUUACUGCGCGAGGUUCAAGGUGGUGAAGUGUGCAGAUUAUUUUCCGGCAGAAGAAGAAUCAUCCCGGACAUUUGGGAGAAUAUCAGUGACUAACACAAGUUUGAAAAUAAGUCCCAACUCAAUAGCAGUACGACUUUUUAACGUGAAAUAUGUAGAGUCAGAGGAGCCACCGUUGUCUGUUCUUCAUCUUCAGUAUGCUGAUUGGCCAGACCAUGGAGUGCCUGAAUCCACCAACUCUGUUCGCGAACUUGUUAAGAUGUUGUAUUUGAUACCUCCAAAUUUGGGUCCAUUUGUAGUACAUUGCAGUGCCGGUAUAGGAAGAACUGGUGCGUUUUGUACCGUAAGUCAUACUAUUCACAGGAUUCUAGAGGGAGACUUAUCUGCUAUUGAUAUAAGUGAAACAAUUCGUCAAUUCAGAACCCAACGCAUUGGGAUGGUUCAGACACGGGAGCAAUACUCAUUUUGUUAUGCUGCCAUCGUUGAUGAACUGGAAGAUCUUAUUUCCCAACAAAAGACAAGUUAAAAGACAUGUAAACCUGAAGCCAUAAUCACAGCAAUCUGUAGCAGGGUAGAGAAUCUCAAGCAAUUUACUCUAGCUUGGAUUGCGACUAAGGGAAAGUUGACGAGAACAUGCUUGAAUGUGCAUGGAAUAUCACUGGCCAGAAUGAGAUUCUUUUAUCUGGUUCGCAUUAGAUGGAAGAAGAGAUGUAAUUACUUUCGUUGGAGAAUGUACCUAUUGAAGAAGAUAUAGUAGGGUUUAAACUUUGAUACUCGGAAAAUCAGGAAAGUUUAUCGGGUGUUCCAAUUGAAUUCAAUUUCAUGAUAAAUUUAGUUUCUUAAACA